Messenger RNA from Striga asiatica, 342 nucleotides. Lineage: Eukaryota; Viridiplantae; Streptophyta; Magnoliopsida; Lamiales; Orobanchaceae. The record is from the annotation of a GenBank genome assembly.
AUGGAUGUUCCGAUGCCGCCACAUCUCUUGCGCACAGCAUCAGACCCUCAACAGCCACGAUUAGAGUCCUUUGCACAGGCACUCAUUGGCAGCAAUCCCACACGUCCAAAGCUCACGUCGAAUCCGGUGAAAAAGGAGAUCUAUUACCGUGGAAAUUGUCUUUGUUUUAACGACAAAAGAAUCAAUACAGUCCCGAAGAGCGGAACGGCCGUCCAACUCCCCCAAACACAAGGGUGGGAGGAGACCGUCCAGGUCUCUCAUAGAGCAGGUUGGGAGGUGCUCUCAGCCUGUCGUAACAACGAAACAAAACUCCAUACCGGAAGAUCAAACCCUUCUUCCUAG